This is a messenger RNA of Acanthopagrus latus (yellowfin seabream), 2707 nucleotides long. RefSeq lists its product as uncharacterized. Bases 162 to 1697 code for a protein of 511 amino acids. Gene Ontology annotation, molecular function: DNA-binding transcription factor activity, RNA polymerase II-specific; RNA polymerase II cis-regulatory region sequence-specific DNA binding. The record is from RefSeq and is a predicted model, not a curated record. Gene Ontology annotation, biological process: regulation of transcription by RNA polymerase II; anatomical structure development. The transcript is spliced from 10 exons. Lineage: Eukaryota; Metazoa; Chordata; Actinopteri; Spariformes; Sparidae.
GUUUUGAAAUAACAGACGAAGAAGAACGACUUCCGCUUUGAGCUCUCACUGACCGGAAAUAAACAAACCGAGACAAGCUGAGAGGAGGGAAGAGAUAACAGAGCUGCUGCAGCUAGUGACAGUGGUCUGGAUUGUGUGAGCAGCACACACUGCUCUCCACUAUGAUGACAACGAAAAGACUGGACAAUUUCGAGGUGGCCUGUGAGUGGGAUUCAUGCGACUUCAAGGGCCACACCAUGGAGGAGCUGAGUGAUCACAUGUCCCUGCAUCUAAAGGACUACCUGGGAGACAAUGAUGCCUUAGAGGAGCUGGAUGAGUUUGCUUGUCUCUGGAAUGGAUGUGAAUUUUUGUCCAUGGGAAGCCUCGCAGAGCUGGAGGUCCAUGCUUACUUCCACAACUAUCACGGUAAGCUCAAGUUCGUUGGGUCACAGCUGCUCAAGUCCCGUCCUGACCUGCCCAGCUGCAACCAAGGCAUCCACAGCAACAACCUCGUGCCCGAAGGAUCAGAUGGAUACGUUUGCCAGUGGGAGCACUGUGAUAGUACAUUCAACAAUCCUGAGUGGUUCUACCGACACGUUGACAAUCACGUUGAAAGUGCCGAGCCACAGUCUCUCCCACAACAACAGCAGGCUCUCUUCUGCCACUGGACAGGCUGCGAUGCAUUCUUCAAGAUCAGGUAUCGUCUGAGAGAACACAUGCGGAGCCACACACAGGAGAGACUCGUAGCCUGUCCCACGUGUGGCAGCAUGUUCUCCAGCAACACAAAGCUGUUUGACCAUCUUCACAGGCAGGCUGAGCCAGUCGAGUCGCUGGUUUGUGAACACUGUGGCAAAGCUUUUUCCAGCGAGAGACUUUUAAGGGAUCAUGUUCGUCAGCACGUGAAUCAGGUGAAGUGUCCCUUCUGUGACAUGACCUGCACCACUUUGGCAGCUCUGAAGAUCCACAUCAGGUUCCGCCACUGUGAUGAGCGGCCCUUCCCAUGUGACUUCUGUGACAAGAGAUUUAAAAAUCAGCGCGAUCUACAAAAGCACACAGAGGUUCACAACGAGGGCACCGUGUAUCACUGCACAGUGGAGGGUUGUGAUUAUUCCUGUCACACAUUCCAAACUAUGAGCCACCACUUCAAGAGGGUGCACGAGGUCGGGGGGCAGUCCAAAUAUAAAUGCCAUCUCUGUGAUAAGGUCUUCUCCUGGUGUUACACUCUCACACUCCACCUUCGCAAGAAGCACGAGCUGAAGUGGCCGUCUGGACACUCCCGCUUUAGAUACAGGAAGGAUGUAGAUGGCUUCCUCAAAGUAAACAUGGUGCGGUUUGAGACUGUGGAGGUCACGAAGGAGAUCAUGAAGAACAUGGCCAAAAAGCCGCAGAACCUUCGGAAAAGUCAGAGAACGAGCAGUCGGAAUAAGAGGGCUGAGAUCACACCAGAGAGCGGCCGGAGCUCCCCCGCAGGAUCGUCCUCGCCCUCGUCCAGCUCCUCCUCCUCAUACUCCUCAGAACUCUCUGGAGGCGAGGAUGUUUCAUCUCAGCCCAGCCCCAGAGGCAGUGACUCUCCUGUUUACUGUGUGAUGAGCACCAUCCCUCACAUUGAGGAGGAGCCUGGAGGAUUGUCUCAGGAGGACUGUGAUGUUAGUGGGACUUCUGGAGCAGUUCAGGCCCUAACCGAGGUUGCAAGGGGCCUCGGGAUGGACGUGGUUUGAUUCCUCCAUGCUGCACUGCACCAUGCAUCCAUUGCAGGCUCUCUUGUCGCUCGUAUGCGAUUAAAUUGGUUUGCCUGUUGCAGCGUACUCUACUGCGGCACUGUCGUUAAUGUAAGCCUUCUCCUGGUCUCCAGUGUUUGUGGAGCGGUGUUACGCUGAGAUCACUUCACCAGUUCCAGAGACCACGCUAACAUUUUAGCAGUUCCGAUGCUUCAGCGUAGCUUUGCAGUGUAUCUCGAUAAGGAGACUGCCUGUAAAACAUUUUUACAGCAGAGUCAGCACUGAGAUUUGGGUAUUUUUUAAAAUGCGGGUACAACUACUGAAAAUAGGCAAUCCACUUUUUUCCCAUUGCUAAUAGACGGGUUUACCUUGUUUUUUUCUUUUCCUGGUGUAUCCCAUUUGACGACACAAAUGUGCCAUAGAACAGGAUACAGUAGGAAGCAGCAUGGAGGCCUUUUUAAUGCCUUUGACUUCAGUCUCUUUCAAACUCUGUGCCGACUGAAUGAUGUUUGAAAGCAGCAAGAACGUGGUGGAUAAAAAAAAAACAAUGACGCACCAACGUUCCUAACUCCAACAUGCAUCGUAGCAACCAGCUGGAAAAUGGGCAGAGAUUUGCGUCUCCAUCCAGUUGUCACAUUUCCAUCACUGCUGGUUGGAGCUAGAUAGAUCUCUGAUAAAAGACCUGUAAAUGCUGUGGAGUAAUUUAAGCAGGGAAUGAAUGCUGAUUGUACACUUUCCAACAGAAGACAAAAGCCAGAUGUUGGUUGUUUUUUUCUUCCAGUAUGAAACGUUUAGAGGUUCAUGUUUCUGACCAAUAGUUAAGUUCAAGCACUACAAAGCCAGAUGUGUGAAAUGUUGUGAUUUACACACCAUGUUCCAUUUUCUGUGAUAUUUUCCAUGAUGGUGCCUGAUGAAGGACUUCAGAAGACAUUAUUUUUUAUUGCAGCCUUGAAUGUUGCUUAAUUUUAUUGUUAUAAAUUUUAAAUACAUUUUUUUCUACAAAAGUAAAA